AUGCCCCUAGUAUCCGGGCCAGCCAGAGAUGUACGGCGCAGGGGAGCGCCCAGCUACCAUGUGCUCCGCAAACUCGCCGAAGCAAGCGGCCCGCUGCAGACUCGUCCACGCACCGACACCACAGCGAGCCUCGCAAGCCCCGACGGCCAGCAGCGCCCGGAGAUAACGAAGACCCAGCCGGACACCACCACCGAGCGCUCCCCCGAGAGGGGCAGCCCAGGAGUCAGACACCGUCCCCGGGCGCGCCCUACCGACCCCGACACGCCAGAGCGCUGCUGUCCCGGUUUGACUUUGGCUUACCGGACAGUUGGAGGAACACUAUUUGCUGAGACCCCAAGCUGUCACCUCCUGGCACCAGAGAUGACAGCCACCGUGGCUUUCCUGCUUCUGAGCCUUCUGAGGAUGACGGCUCCCAAGGGAGUGUGGUGCCCAGCCUGGGGGCUGGAGGCCCUGGCCCCCACCACGCAGCGGGACAUCCUCAUCGCGCUGGCAAAGCAGAGCAUCCUCUCCAAGCUCCGCUUGCCAGACAGGCCCAACAUCACUCAGGCCACAUCCAGGGCGGCCCUGCUGACGGCUCUCCGCAGGAUGCGUGCACAGCACAUGGACACGGCCGGCUCCCCAGGGAUGCCCCAUGACGGCAGCAUCCCACACCUGCGUCCUGGGAUGGGUGUGCAGGAAUACGAGAUCUUGAGCUUUGCCGAGUCAGGGUUCUCCACCUCCCACAGCGUUCGCCUGCAUUUCCACUUCACCCGGGAGCUGGCUGGGAACACUGAGAUCCUGCAAGCCACCCUCUACCUGUUCUGGGUAGUCCCCGGCCCCAGGACACAUCCUGUCACUGUCAGACUCUUGCAACCAGACCCGACGGGGCUGAACAUGACUGUGGCCAGUGAGACACAGCUAGAGGUGCAGAGGACUGGCUGGGCCACGCUGGACGUGGGCCGAGCUGUCCAGAGCCUCUUCGGCCAAGGGAGCCAGAUGCUCACUGUGGAGCUGGAGGUGGCAGAGGACUGGGGGUCUCCCCUCCUGGCUGGCCACGGUGAUUCCCACUGGCCAUUUGUGGCAGCCCAGGCCCGAGCCAGGAUGCCCCACCGGGUCCAGCGGCGUGGCGUUGAUUGCAGUGGGGACUCUCGGAUGUGCUGCCGCAAGGAAUUCUUUGUGGACUUCAAGGAGAUCGGCUGGGAGGACUGGAUCAUCCAGCCAGAGGGAUAUCACAUGAACUACUGCACAGGGCUCUGCCCCCUGCACAUGGCUGGCAUCCCUGGCCUCGCUGCCUCCUUCCACACAGCUGUCCUCAACCUCAUCAAAGCCAACAAUGCGGAUGCAGCCGUGGACUCCUGCUGCGUGCCCACGCAGCGUCGCCCUCUCUCUCUGCUCUACUAUGACCAGGACAGCAACAUCGUCAAGACUGACAUCCCCGACAUGAUUGUCGAUGCCUGCGGUUGUACCUGA
Molecule: messenger RNA, 1449 nt
Organism: Nipponia nippon (crested ibis)
Lineage: Eukaryota; Metazoa; Chordata; Aves; Pelecaniformes; Threskiornithidae
Product: inhibin beta C chain-like
Cellular component (GO): extracellular region
Molecular function (GO): hormone activity; cytokine activity; growth factor activity
Source: RefSeq, a predicted model, not a curated record